UGUCUACAAUGUAUUGCAAAGCAGUUAUUUUGAUUUUUGUUGCUUUUUUUGCAUUUGUACCAUUCACUAAUGGUUCAAAAAGUUUGUUUUAUACAGGAACAUAUGUUUACAAGAAAACCAUAAAAAGUGAAUAUCCAAAUAUCAAAUAUUACGAAGAUGGCAUGACCGCCUCAAAAGAUCAAUCCAAAACUUAUCAGCUUGGCAAAAAGGAAAAUGGUGAUCAUGAAUUUUUUUCAAAAUCUGAUUGCAUCUACCAUAGUGAAACUGGUGUGGAAGCGAGUCGAAUUUGUGUUCGCAGCAAUUAUUUCGUGUCCGCCGUUGAUAUUAGAACAGAACAGACUUCGAACAUUGGAAGAGCAUGGAUUAAAGAAGGCGGAUUUAGGAUGUCUGAAGGCAUACUAUUUUGCUUUGAAGCUCGUAAUACAAUAAAAUUGUGCUAUAAAAUGCUUAUAUAUGGUCAAAAUGCUGUAAUGAUGUAGAUGAUGAUUUUAAAAUAUACAUUAUGCGCCGCUUUUAUUUUCAAUUAACUCA
Molecule: messenger RNA, 531 nt
Organism: Contarinia nasturtii (swede midge)
Lineage: Eukaryota; Metazoa; Arthropoda; Insecta; Diptera; Cecidomyiidae
Exons: 3
Coding region: 9-479 (156 amino acids)
Source: RefSeq, a predicted model, not a curated record